This is a messenger RNA of Aspergillus oryzae RIB40, 1590 nucleotides long. RefSeq lists its product as uncharacterized. Lineage: Eukaryota; Fungi; Ascomycota; Eurotiomycetes; Eurotiales; Aspergillaceae. The record is from RefSeq and is a predicted model, not a curated record. The transcript is spliced from 3 exons. Bases 1 to 1590 code for a protein of 529 amino acids.
AUGCAACGCGGAACAUCUCCCUUUACACCCGAGUUCGACGAUCUCGUCAACACCCUCCUAGCCGAAUGGCACGUUCCAGGCACCUCAAUCGCCAUCCUCGACGGCCCGGAUACCUUCACCAAGGGCUACGGCAUAUCCAAAUACCCCGACACCCCCGCAACCCCCCAAACCCUUUACUACACAGCCAGCACCACCAAAUCCUUCACAGCAGCAGCCCUAUCCCUCCUCAUCGACGACAACACUAACACCACCAACCCCCUAACCUGGACAACCACCCUCACAACCCUAAUCCCCUCCGACUUCAUCCUCCCAAACACCCACGCCACAGAAACCAUCACUCUCGAAGACGCCCUCUCCCACAGAACCGGCCUCCCAGAACACUCCUACCAUUUCUGCCCCGAUAAUUCACUGUCCCCGAAAGACGAGGUAAGGAGACUCCGCCAUUUGCCCAUGACAGCCGCGAUACGGGAGAAAUACAUGUAUAACAGUUUCAUGUACACGGCUGUUUCGCAUGCGAUUGAGACUCUUACUGGGAUUGAGUUGGGGGUCUUUCUGAGAGAGGAGAUUUGGGGACCGUUAGGCAUGGAUGCGACGUUUUGGAAGCUGAGUGAUGUGCCGGAUGGGGGGUUGGAUGGGGAGGUGAUGGCUGGGGGGUAUGUUUGGGAUGAUUCUUCUUCUUCUCCUUCUUCUGGUUCUACUUCUGGUUCUACUUCCACUUCGUCUGGGUUCGUCGAGAUAGACUACCCCGAGUAUACGGAGUUAUCAGGGGCCGGAUGCAUGAUCAGCAAUGUAGAGGAUUAUGCGAAGUGGAUUCGAUGCAUGAUGUAUCAGAACGAACCACUCAGCAAGAAGGGACAUGCAGCGCUUACAGAGCCCCGAAUUGCAUCAAUGUCCGGGGCCACGAAUCCAUUCCCCGGACCACAUUUAUACGCGCUUGGGUGGCGGGUGGAUUACUACCGGGGGGAGAAGAUCGUGUGGCACACGGGGAGUAUUAGGGGAUUUGGGUCCGUGAUGAUGUAUCUCCCUGACCGGGAAUGGGGACUGGUUAUCAUGGGGAAUUCGACGAUGACGAGUAACCAAAUGCAGCAAGUUUUGUAUAUGGAUUUGUUGGAUGGGUUGUUGGGGACGCCGGUGCGGGAGCGGGUGGAUUGGGGAGCGGUUAUUAGGGAGAAGAAAAGCAGGCGGCAGGAGGAGUUGGCGUGUGCGAGGGAGCGCCUUUAUCCGGAGUUGCCUGGUCCGGUUUUGAGGCCGGCGUUGGAGGUCAGGGAGUAUGUUGGGAGUUAUUGGCAUCCUGGGUAUGGGGGUAUGGAUUUGGGGCUUGAUGGGGAGGGGACAGGGCUGGUUGCUGAUCGCCGGAGUCAGGAGUUUAGUAUGUUGAUUGCGUUGGAGCAUGUUAGUGGGGAGUUGUGGUUGGCCAGGUUGCAGGAGAUGUAUAAGGAUCCUCGAGAUUAUGAGGUUGUUCGUGCGGAGUUUAGACUGGGUUCGGACGGGGUCAGAGAAGUUGGUGUCGAUCUGGAGCCGACGAUGGAUGGGAAGUUGAUCUGGUUUCGGAGGGAAAGAGCAGAAUGUAAGUCAUCUUGGCUAUUGUAA